Alternaria alternata is the source of this 731-nucleotide messenger RNA. RefSeq lists its product as hypothetical. NCBI's taxonomy places the organism in Eukaryota, Fungi, Ascomycota, Dothideomycetes, Pleosporales, Pleosporaceae. The transcript has 2 exons. Bases 138 to 485 code for a protein of 115 amino acids. The record is from RefSeq and is a predicted model, not a curated record.
CGAAGGCUCACCCACUCAACCUGCCCCCUCCCGCAUAGCUCGGGAAAACACCAUCAACCGACCUGCCGUGUUUGGUCGACAAUGCGGUCUACGUUUUCGUUCGCCUAGCUACUAGCUGGUCAAGUCCCGCUGUGGAAAUGAUCACGACAGUGUGGACGCGAAUUGGGCCGCCUCGAGUCUGCGUGACUCUGUCCUCAGUGCCCGAACGUUCUGGCUCAAUGUGGCACAAGCGAAUAGAUUCCAACAACAGCCGCAUCUCGCCGUACCACGAGUCACUGUACAUUCCUUGGGGUCGACACGAGGGCAGGUACCGACACACCACGUAUACGAGACUUGCAGAUGCUAUGCUAUCAUCUACAUACAGACUUGGCACACUGCAGUCCGGAUCUGCACAUCUGCACAAGGCCACCAGCAACGUCCGGGCCGGCCACUUAUCGCAGCCGCUGCAUGUGUUUCCUAGGCCCUUCCUGGAUACAGCUCGAUAGUGCCCCGCAAGGAGGUUGGGUCAAGAGGGGGAUCAAGGCACACGGCCCCAGUCAGCGAAAACUCUCAAGUCGACAUGGUAAUAUGCUUCCAGUACUAAAUGGGUCAUUUAACUUGCUAAAGUCGUUGCGGGGACCAUUGGCUUUAGCGCGGCGGGUAAGAGUGCCCCAAAAUAGCAAGGAGCACAGAAUGACCCCAAAUGUCGACAUCAGGCUGCACGCCAGAGACUAGUCGUCCAAUCAAUGUGC